GUUGAAUUAUUGUUAACUGAAAACUUUUUAAACAGGUUUUAUUGUGUUUCUGGAAGUAUUCCCAGCCAUGUUUUGAUCUCUUUUCCUACUUACAAUCGUAAAUCGCUAUGUUUUUAUACAAUCUGACUCUUCAGCGUGCUACCGGCAUUACUCAUGCCGUGCAUGGUAAUUUCGCCGGCACGAAACAGCAAGAAAUCGCUGUUUCAAGAGGGAAAAUACUGGAACUGUUGCGGCCUGAUCCAAGUACUGGGAAAGUGCAUACUUUGUUAACUGUAGAGAUAUUUGGUGUAAUUCGCUCUAUGAUGGGUUUUCGACUCACUGGUGGAACUAAAGAUUAUCUUGUAAUUGGGUCUGAUUCAGGAAGAAUUGUGAUUCUGGAGUAUAAUGCACAAAAAAAUGUGUUUGAAAAGGUGCAUCUGGAAACAUUUGGAAAAAGUGGUUGUCGUCGUAUUGUUCCUGGUCAGUAUUUAGCUAUUGAACCUAAAGGUCGAGCUGUUAUGAUUGGUGCUGUUGAAAAACAAAAGCUGGUUUACAUUUUGAAUCGUGAUGCUGCUGCACGUCUUACUAUAUCAUCGCCUUUAGAAGCUCACAAAUCAAAUACAUUAGUCUACCAUAUGGUGGGUGUAGAUGUUGGUUUUGAUAACCCUGUUUUUGCAUGCUUGGAAAUGGAUUAUGAGGAAGCAGAUAAUGAUCCAACUGGAGAAGCAACUAUUUCAACACAGCAAACUCUUACAUUUUAUGAACUUGAUUUGGGUUCAAAUCAUGUUGUCAGAAAAUAUUCUGAACCAUUAGAAGAACAUGGAAAUUUUUUGAUAUCUGUACCUGGAGGCACUGAUGGCCCAAGCGGAGUUCUAAUAUGCUCAGAAAAUUAUAUUACUUAUAAAAAUUUUGGAGAUCAGCCUGAUAUCAGAUGUCCUAUUCCCAGACGCAGAAAUGAUUUAGAUGAUCCAGAAAGGGGUAUGAUUUUUGUAUGCAGUGCAACUCAUAAAACAAGAAGUAUGUUUUUUUUCCUUGCACAAACAGAACAAGGAGACAUUUUCAAAAUAACAUUAGAAACUGAUGAAGACAUGGUUACUGAGAUAAAAUUAAAGUAUUUUGACACUGUAGCUGUGGCAUCAUCUCUAUGCGUUCUGAAAACUGGUUUUCUAUUUGUAGCUUCUGAAUUUGGCAAUCAUUAUUUAUACCAGAUUGCUCACUUGGGUGAUGAUGAUAAUGAACCCGAAUUCAGCAGCGCCAUGCCCCUUGAAGAAGGAGACACAUUUUUCUUUGGCCCGAGGACAUUAAAAAAUUUAGUUCUUGUGGAUGAAUUAGAAAGUUUAUCCCCAAUUAUGCACUGCCAAAUAGCCGAUUUGGCAAAUGAAGAUACCCCACAAUUAUAUGUUUCUUGUGGAAGAGGACCAAGAUCUACUUUACGUGUUUUGAGACAUGGCUUGGAAGUUUCUGAAAUGGCUGUAUCUGAACUUCCUGGUAACCCCAAUGCUGUUUGGACUGUUAAACGAAAAUCGGAUGAUGAAUUCGAUGCAUUUAUUAUUGUAUCUUUCGUUAAUGCUACCCUGGUUCUAUCCAUUGGAGACACAGUUGAAGAAGUCACAGAUUCUGGUUUCUUAGGUACUACUCCCACAUUAGCCUGUGCUCAAAUUGGAGAUGAUGCUUUAGUUCAAAUUUAUCCAGAUGGUAUUCGUCACAUUAGAGCAGACAAGCGAGUUAAUGAAUGGAGAACAUCUGAAAAGAAAACAAUAUCUAAAUGUACAGUUAAUCAGCGACAAGUUGUUAUAGCUUUGACUGGGGGAGAGUUGGUUUAUUUUGAAAUGGAUCCAUCUGGACAGCUCAACGAGUACAGUGACCGUAAAGUGAUGGAUGCUGAUGUGAUAUGUAUGGCUUUAGCUAGUGUACCCAGUGGAGAGCAAAGAGCUCGUUUCUUGGCUGUUGGUUUAGCAGACAAGAGAGUUCGCAUCAUUUCACUGGACCCAGCAGAUUGUUUGUCACCACUCUGUAUGCAGUAUUUACUUGAUACACCAGAAUCACUUGCCAUAGUAGAAAUGGGUGGAGGUGAAGGUACUGGAAGAGAUAGUAGUGGCCAAGGGACAUUGUAUCUAAACAUUGGAUUGCAUAAUGGUGGUUUGUUAAGAACAGUUCUGGAUCAAAAAUCUGGUGAUUUAGCGGAUACAAGAUCAAGAUAUUUAGGAUCUAAACCUGUAAAAUUGUUUAAAGUUAGAAUGCAAGGCAAUGAUGCUGUUGUUGCCAUUUCAAGUCGUUCCUGGCUCAGUUACUACUACCAAAAUAGAUUUCAUCUCACUCCUCUAUCCUAUGAAACACUUGAAUAUGCUUCAGGUUUUUCUUCAGAACAAUGCCCUGAGGGUAUAGUUGCCAUUUCAUCCAAUAUGUUGCGAAUUCUUGCACUUGAGAAACUGGGUGCUGUAUUUAACCAAGUUGCUUAUCCAUUACAAUAUACACCAAGAAAAUUUGUGAUACAUCCUAUAAGUAAUACUCUCAUUAGUAUUGAAACUGAUCACAAUGCCUACACAGAAAAAACAAAGGCUAUCCGAAAGGAACAGAUGGCUGAGGAAAUGGUUGAAGCUGCUGGAGAAGAUGAAAAAGAGCUUGCAGCAGAAAUGGCUGCUACAUUUUUAAGUGAAAAUUUACCUGAAAAUAUAUUUGGCUCCCCAAAAGGAGGAUCUGGUAUGUGGGCAUCAGUAAUAAAAAUCAUAGAUCCUAUUGAUGGGAAGACAAUUGACAAAAUUUCAUUGGAGCAAAAUGAAGCUGCUGUUAGCCUGUGUUUGGUGAAGUUUAUGAACCAGAAAGAUGACCAGUUCUUACUUGUUGGAGUAGCCAAAGAUAUGCAGUCUAAUGUUAAACAUUGCAGUGGUGGACUUGUUUAUACAUAUAAAGUAUUAAAUGAUGGAAGGAAACUGGAAUUUGUACAUAAAACUCCUGUUGAUGCUGUACCUGCUACUAUCUGUCCAUUUCAAGGAAGAGUUUUAAUUGGUGUUGGUAGCAUGCUCAGAAUAUAUGAUAUUGGCAGGAAGAAGCUACUUCGGAAAUGUGAAAACAAGCAUUUACCAAAUCAGAUCGUUACCAUACAUGCUGUGGGAAAUCGAAUCAUUGUAGGCGAUGUACAAGAAAGUUUCUUUUAUGUUCGCUACAAAAGGCAAGACAAUCAACUAAUUAUUUUUGCUGAUGACACAAAUCCAAGGUGGAUCACAACUGCAUGUCUCCUAGACUGUAACACUGCAGCAGGAGCUGAUAAAUUUGGAAAUAUAUCCAUUAUACGUUUACCAACUGCUAUAAGUGAUGAAGUAGAAGAAGACCCAACUGGCGUUAAGGCUUUGUGGGACAGAGGAUGGUUAGGUGGAUCAUCACAAAAGGCUGAAAUUAUUGCUAAUUUCCAUGUUGGUGAAGUAGUACAUUCAUUACAAAAAGCAACACUUAUUCCUGGAGGUUCAGAAUCCCUUGUAUAUACAACUUUAUCUGGUUCCAUUGGUGUUCUUGUGCCUUUUACCACUCACGAAGAUCAUGAUUUUUUCCAACACUUGGAAAUGCACAUGAGGUCUGAAAAUCCUCCAUUAUGUGGUAGAGAUCACUUAUCUUUCCGUUCUCAUUAUUACUCUGUAAAGAAUGUAAUCGAUGGAGAUUUGUGUGAACAGUUCAACUCUUUAGAACAAUCCAAGCAAAAGAGUAUUGCAGAUGAUUUGGGGAAAAAUCCUAGUGAAGUAUCAAAAAAGCUUGAAGAAAUAAGAACAAGAUAUGCAUUUUAACUGACAAUUUCAAUUUUAUGGACUUGAUUUAUUUUUCUUGCAUGUAAAUACCAUUGACAUUUCUUUUGAUUUUAUAUGGCUUAUAUUAUAAUGUAAGAUUUUUCUUUGCUUUAUUUCUGCUGUAUAAGUUUAACUGAACUGUUAAUGAAUAAUUUCAUACCCUUCAUUGUAAAACAAACAUAUUGUAAAUACCAUUCAAUAUUUUUGGACUUGAAAAUUCAGUUUGAAUUAAAUAAUUAUGUUUUUUACUGUACUUCAUGUUGUUUUAUUAAAAUAUAUU
This is a messenger RNA of Uloborus diversus, 4035 nucleotides long. RefSeq names its product splicing factor 3B subunit 3-like (gene Sf3b3). Gene Ontology annotation, molecular function: U2 snRNA binding; protein binding. Gene Ontology annotation, cellular component: U2 snRNP; nucleus. NCBI's taxonomy places the organism in Eukaryota, Metazoa, Arthropoda, Arachnida, Araneae, Uloboridae. The transcript has 27 exons. The coding region runs from base 108 to 3755 and encodes 1215 amino acids. Gene Ontology annotation, biological process: mRNA splicing, via spliceosome. The record is from RefSeq and is a predicted model, not a curated record.